Penicillium brevicompactum is the source of this 1905-nucleotide messenger RNA. RefSeq names its product putative C6 finger domain protein. Lineage: Eukaryota; Fungi; Ascomycota; Eurotiomycetes; Eurotiales; Aspergillaceae. Gene Ontology annotation, biological process: regulation of DNA-templated transcription. Gene Ontology annotation, molecular function: DNA-binding transcription factor activity, RNA polymerase II-specific; zinc ion binding. The record is from RefSeq and is a predicted model, not a curated record. Bases 1 to 1905 code for a protein of 634 amino acids. The transcript is spliced from 2 exons.
AUGCAAGCGAUUCAGCAUGAGGGGCUCUCAGGCCUGGUGGAACAGCCAGGUCUGGCAGACUCUGCUGUGAUUAGAGAAUCGUCGCUUAAAGGCCCAGCGCCCAAGAACAUCGCCUUCGAGUUGCUUCUUGAUGAGAACUCCAAAGUCCGAGCCCGUAUACCGAUGCGCGUGCAGAUAUAUCCCCACGACACCACAGAUUCCAUCGUCACCACGGUCAAAAAUUUCUAUGGCAUCUACGAUGGCACUCCAAGUGGGGUCAGCUUCGAGGAUGAACAUGGAACCACCCUGAUCGCAAGGUAUGAGAACCUCAAAAAUAACAAGACUGUGUAUGUACGAGUCAUUCCCAUUCAAUCGUAUGGGGAUCACUUCUAUAAUGGCUUCUCUGCCGAACCUCGCAAGCGGCCCAGUCUGGCAGAGCCUUUCCAGAUGAUUGACGGCAUGGCGCCUGGGCUGGAUCAGCCAUCGCGACCAGCAUCGCGCAUGGCGAGGAAGCGCAGCACCUCUCCGUCGAACCGGAGCUUGCGCAGUGCUUCUCAGCACAAGCCUCCCUCUCGCGCAGGUCACAAAAGCCGAGCUUCCAGUACCCACGGGGUUUUCCAUGAUGAUGAAGACUACAGUGAUACUGAGAGCGCUUACGCUCGUCGUGCUCGCAAUGAGAUCUUCGCUAGUUCAGACAUCAGCAUGGAGAACAUACUACAAGAUGGUCGUCGGAAACGGCCCAAGUUCGACAGCUCUUGCCCCUCACUACCUCCACCUCCUCAAUUUCUCCUCAACGUCGAUCAAUUGGACAGGAAGGCGCUGGGUCGCCUUUCGCCCGCCCUCCCCAACGCCCUUAUAGCUACCAACAUGCGCUCCCUUCCCCACAAAGCUAUGGUCAUAGUGAAUACGGCGCCCAGUCAGGGCGCAAUUCGAUGUACGCAGCCCCCAUGGUCCCAGAUCACGGGCAUCGUAUGCGCGAUUCCUCGGGGGGGCUAUGGUAACUCUGCCAGCCGAGCCAGCGCUCCAGGCGUACUGCCCACCCCCGAUCCCACCAUUUCAAGCUGUAUCUCUGACGAGGAUGUGGCCAUGCAAUUGAUACGUUUAGGCGACGCAUCCAACUUCUCUCAUGGUCGCACUUCGGCCUCGACGUUGGAUGAUGCCUUCAGCGGCGCUGCCGAUGCCAACUCAUCGACUGGUGCUACCAGUGAUGGGGAUGACUUCAGCGAGGAUGAAGAUGAUCUGCCAGCUCGUCGCCAAAGGUUGGACUCGAGCCCGAUGCUUCCACCGGGCACCAUCAAGCGCCAUCUUAAGGGCCUUGAUGACAUCCUUCCCAGCGCUGACAGCAGCGAUCACAGCUCAGACGGUGCCGAUGACGGCAUCAAGAGUGAAGCUGAUGAGGACAUCUUGUAUAAGGAGUUUGCGCCGAAGGCAAAGAAGCCCAAGAGCCGCCCCAUGUCGUUCAAGGUCCGCAACCAGAAGCCGGCCUCCGUGAAGCUGAACAAGAGCAAGGCUUCCGCGCCUGUGUCUCGCAAGUCAUCGGAGAAGACAUCCGUGCCCAUCCAACCCCUCAGCCCGGCCUCGUCCCGCAAGGUCUCUGGGGGCUCGGUCAACUUCCAGCAUCAGCUCGGUGCCGAUGAGGAAGAUUUAUCUACCAAGCCUCGCUGCCAGAGAUGCCGCAAGAGCAAGAAGGGUUGUGACCGUCAGCGUCCAUGUGGGCGCUGCAAGGACGCUGGCAUUGGCAUUGAAGGAUGUGUCAGUGAAGACGAGGGCAAUGGUCGCAAAGGUCGUUACGGCCGCCAUAUGGGAGUCCCAGUCAAAAAGGAUGGUGAAGAGAUGGAUGAAGGCGACGAAGACUUCCCAUCAAUGCCUGCGACCCCUCCUAUUUCUUCAUCUACAGCAGACAAGAAUAAGAAGCGGAAGCGCUAG